Molecule: messenger RNA, 3447 nt
Organism: Phascolarctos cinereus (koala)
Lineage: Eukaryota; Metazoa; Chordata; Mammalia; Diprotodontia; Phascolarctidae
Biological process (GO): regulation of transcription by RNA polymerase II
Cellular component (GO): nucleus
Molecular function (GO): DNA-binding transcription factor activity, RNA polymerase II-specific; RNA polymerase II transcription regulatory region sequence-specific DNA binding
Source: RefSeq, a predicted model, not a curated record
GGCAUUCAUUCAUUCAUUCAUUCAUUCAGUCAAUCAUUUGCAGGCCUUGUAUCCAUCCCUACUGCUACCUUGGGCUAAACCUGGACCCCAGAAUUUAAAGUUGGGGAAGAGAAGGAGAGGGGGGUGUUGGUUGUCUGUGUUCCCCCUUCAGGGACUUGUGUGGUGCCUUCAUUUCCCUUAGAUAGCAAAGCUCUUAACCCUUUUCUCUCUCAUCUUGGGAACUAGGGGUGUAGAACUUCACACUUGUGCUGCCUGGGGCAUUCAUUGCUCUGCCUCUGAGGACUCUGCUCUUCCCCAAGAGGGAAGCAUUCAGGAGAGAAUGUUCCCUGUGAUCCCAACAGCCAGGUGCCAGGAAACAUUGACUUUCAAGGAUGUGGUGGUAGACUUCACCAGGGGAGAGUGGCAGCACCUGGACCCUGCUCAGAAGGACUUAUACAAAGAAGUGAUGCUGGACAAUUAUAAGAACCUGGUCUCCUUGGGGAUUCAGGUGUCUAAACCAGAUGUGAUCUUCCAGUUGGAAAGAGGAGAAUCACCAUCCAUGUUGGAGGGAAAGGACCCCAGUGAUCCCUGUCUAGAGUUCCUUAGUCAGAUGGCCAGGUAUGCAACAGCAGAGUCAACUGAAAAUCCAUCUUUUUCUCCAGAAGAGUCAUCUAAGGAGGGAGCUGAGACAGGUGGUUCCUGGGAAUAUGAAUUGGGAGAAGCCUGUGAACAGGAGGAUGUCAGAGUAGAACAAAAGAAUUCCGAUCAGGACAGACAAGCCAGUCAAGAGACAAGUGUGACCAGCGAAAUUUCUACUGAAUCUAUGUUAGGAAGUUGUUUCAGUCUGGAGUCAAUCCUUGUGCCACAAGAGGGGGUUCAUACUAGUCAAAGUCUUCAAGAGUGUGGUAUAUAUGGAAUGAACUUAGACCAGUAUUUAGACAUAGGGAACAUCUUUGGUGAGAAUAACCUUUUUAAUUUUAAUAUGUGCUCCAAUUUAUUCAGUUGCCCUUCAGAUUUUAUUUACUCUAAUGAAGAGCAUAGUGAAGAAAAAGGAUAUGAAUGUAAUGAGUGUGGGAAAUUCUUCACCAAUAAAAAAUCCCAUGAUAGUCAUCAGAGAAUUCAUACGGGAGAGAAAUCCUUUGAAUGUAAUCAGUGUGGGAAAUCGUUGAAGUGGAAGAGCUCUCUUAAUGUACAUGAGAGAAUUCAUACUGGAGAGCAACCCUUUGAAUGUGAUCAAUGUGAGAAAGCCUUCAGGCAAAGUUCUCACCUAACUGUACACCAGGCGAUUCAUACUGGAGAGAAACCUUUUGAAUGUAAUCAGUGUGGGGAAUUCUUCAGCCUCAGUGAGCAGCUUAUUGAACACAAGAAAAUUCAUGCUGGAGAGAAAUCUGUUGAAAAUAAUCAGUGUGAGAGUGCCAUCAGCCAAAUUUCUCAACUUACUCAACCUGAGAAAAUUCCUUCUGAAGAGAAACCCUUUGAAUGUCAUGAAUGUAAGAAAUCCUUCAGCCAGAGAAAGCAACUUAAUUCACAUAAAAGAAUUCAUACUGCUAAGAAAUCCUUUGAAUGUGGUCAAUGUGGAAAAGCAUUUAGCCGAAGCUCUAACCUUACUGUACAUCAGAGAGUUCACACUGGACCAAAAUCCUUUGAAUGCCAUGAAUGUCGAAAAUCCUUUAGCAGUACUGAGCAACUUAUUAAACAUAAGGAAACUCAUACUGGAAAGAAAUGUUUUGAAUGUAAUGAAUGUGGAAGAACUUUCCAACGAAGCUCUCACCUUACUGUACAUCAAAGAAUUCAUACUGGAGAGAAACCCUUUAAAUGUCAACAAUGUGAGAAAUCUUUCAGCCAGAAAGGGCAGCUUAGUACACACAUGAAAACUCAUACUGGAGAGAAACCCUUUGAAUGUAAUGUAUGUGGGAAAGCAUUUAGCCGAAGUUCUAACCUUACUGUGCAUCAGAGAAUUCAUACUGGAGAGAAACCCUUUGAAUGUCAUAAAUGUCACAAAUUCUUUACCCAGAGCAGGUCCCUUGCUGAGCACCAGAGAACUCACACUGGAGAGAAACCUUUUGAAUGCAAUGAAUGUGGAAAAACCUUCUGCCGUAGUGGGCAGCUUACUCUGCAUAAGAGAGUUCAUACUGGAGAAAAACCCUUUGAAUGUCAAGAAUGUGGAAAAUCCUUCAGCCAUAGUUGGAUUCUUAGUGGACAUAAGAAUAUACAUGCUGGAGAAAAACCCUUUAAAUGUCUUGAAUGUGGGAAAUCCUUUAGCUGGAGUGGAUCCCUUGCUAAACAUAAGAGAGUGCAUACAGGAGAGAAACUCUUCGAAUGUCAAGAUUGUGGGAAAUCCUUUAGCCAUAGUGGCCAGCUUCUCACACAUAAGAGAAUUCAUACUGGAGAGAAACCCUUUCACUGUCAGGAUUGUGGCAAAGCCUUUAGCUGCUGUUUUUACCUCACUGUACAUCAGAAAAGUCAUACUGGAGAGAGACCCUUUGUGUGUAGUGAUUGUGGGAAAUCAUUUAGCUGGAACCAAUCCCUUACUCUACAUAAGAGAAUCCACACUGGAGAGAAGCCUUUUCAAUGUAAUGAAUGUGGGGAAUCCUUUACCUGGAAGGGACAGCUUACUGAACACAAGAGAAUUCAUUCUGGAGAGAAACCAUUUGAAUGUCGUCGAUGUGGGAAAUCCUUCAGGCAGAGUUCUCAACUUACCCGACAUGAAAAAAUCCAUACUAAAUAGAAAACUUGUGAAUGUGACAAAUACAGAAAAUCUUUUACCUGGCAUAAGCUUUCUGAACAUAAGGGUAUUCAUAUUAUAGCAAAGAAAUCUUUAAUGUAUGCAUUCAAUGGAAAAAUCUCCAAUUUAAUUCUACAUGGGGAACUCAGCAUACUGAAUCGUUUUAAAUAUACUUAAUGUGACAGAUCCUUCUCUCAGAGUGGACAACUUAGCACAAAAGAGUUCAUACUGGAGAGGGAAAUUUCAAAUGUCAUAAAGGUGACAUUUCCUUUCCUGGAGCAGACAACUUACUGAACAUAAAGAGAAUUAAUUGAUACUGGGGCAAAGUAACCCUUUGAAGGCAAUGAGUGAUAGAAACCUUUGGCUAUAGUUCUUGUAACACGAUGCAUCAGAGAAUUCAUUCUGAAGAAAUACCUCUUGAACAAUGGAUGUAGAGAAUCCUUUACCUGCCUUAAACGAUGACGUACUGUAAGAAAACUCAUGCUGGAUCAAAGAAACCAUUUGAAUUUCACAACUGUGUAAAACCUUCACAUAGCCACAGCAUUUUGAAAGUUUCAGUUGCAAUCUAGUUCAUCCCACAUAGAGAAAAAUUCCGCUCUGACAUACCUGACAAAGUGAUUACCUGUUCUCUGACUAGAACACUUCCAUGGAGGAGGACUCUGCCAAUUCUUUAGGCAUUUAGGGGCAGCUAGGUGGUGCAGUGGAUAGAGCACUGGCCCUGAAGUCACGAGGACCUGAGUUCA